Molecule: messenger RNA, 414 nt
Organism: Cannabis sativa
Lineage: Eukaryota; Viridiplantae; Streptophyta; Magnoliopsida; Rosales; Cannabaceae
Exons: 1
Coding region: 1-414 (137 amino acids)
Source: RefSeq, a predicted model, not a curated record
AUGAAAAGUAGAGGUGAUGUGCCUAUUGAAAAUGUUAAUGUGGAAAAUAAUAGUGAUGAGUCAUUUAAAAAUGAUAAUAUGGAAAAUCAAAAUCAUAAUACUACAAAUAGUGAUGAUGAUCAUUUGAAUAAUUCACUUAAAAAUGAAGAUGUUUUAGAGGAUAAUGAUGAUAAUAAUGCAGAGCAAUCAAACCCAUUUGAACAUUUGCUUGAUAUAUUUGAUCCAAGAAAUUGGGAUGCUCUUGAUUCAAAAAUGAUUGAUUUAUUAGUGUUGAAGGGUCCAAAAAGAGAUUAUUCUGUUAUGAGUGGUUCUAAAACUAAAUUUUCUAGACGAUUCACUGCUAAUUUGUAUACUAGAGUUUUAUCAAAUGGAGAGAAGUGUGAUCAAGAUUGGCUUGUUUAUUCAAAAGUGUAA